AUGAUAUCGAAAGUUGUGAUACAGGGAACAAGAAGAAACAUAGCUAGGAGGAAUAUUCUUUAUAAAAUUCUGAGAGGUUAUUCAUAUGUAAAUUUUCCGCUGGGUGACUCAACCGAGCCUCUGAAACCUACAUUAAGUCAGUUUAAAAAUCCAUUAUUCCACUGUUUUUUAAUUGCAUCUACAACAUAUAUCGUUCUUCAUAUUGUAUGGAUAAAUUUAUCAUCUAGUGAAAAAGAAGCCAAAUUUAUUGAAAAGACUAAGGUAUUAGAAGAUAGAAUUCAACAAUUAGUAGAUGACAGAAAGAACGAAUACGAAUCCAAGAGGAAGUGGUCCAAUGUAUUUAAAUUUUGGAAAUAA
This is a messenger RNA of Debaryomyces fabryi, 357 nucleotides long. RefSeq lists its product as uncharacterized. The coding region runs from base 1 to 357 and encodes 118 amino acids. The record is from RefSeq and is a predicted model, not a curated record. The transcript has a single exon. Lineage: Eukaryota; Fungi; Ascomycota; Pichiomycetes; Serinales; Debaryomycetaceae.